Messenger RNA from Camelina sativa (false flax), 662 nucleotides. NCBI's taxonomy places the organism in Eukaryota, Viridiplantae, Streptophyta, Magnoliopsida, Brassicales, Brassicaceae. The record is from RefSeq and is a predicted model, not a curated record.
GAACUUGAUGCAGCUAUAUGAAGACGAGGUGAGGCAGAGGAAAGAAACAGAGGAGAUGGGAAAGAGAAGAAGAGAGGAGCUAGAGAAAGUGAAGAAGGAGAAGGAAGAAGCUUGCUCUGUAGGACAAAACUUCAUGAGGUUAUAUGAAGAAGAAGCAAGACGUAGAAAAGGAACAGAGGAAGAACUCAGCAAGGUCGCGGCUGAGAAAGACGCAGCCAGCUCAGUCUGCUCGGAGAUUCUAUUGCUUCUUCAGAGUUACACGCGUCGCCAUGGAAUUUCUUCUGGAUUCUCUGUUGAGGAAUCCGUUACACGCCAGCCUCCCUCAUAUUUUAUCUGUCCUAUCUCACAGGAAGUAAUGCGAGAGCCUCGUGUUGCGGCCGAUGGCUUCACCUAUGAAGCUGAAUCCUUGAGAGAAUGGCUAGACAAUGGUCAUGAGACAUCACCAAUGACGAACCUUAGGCUUGCCCACAACAACCUAGUCCCUAACCACGCCCUUCGUUCCGCCAUUCAAGAGUGGCUCCAACGAAACUCUUGAGAAUCGAAUCUCUGCUUUGUGUUAUGAAUCUCGAGUAUAUUGUCUGUGUUUACUUAAAAAUCUUUACUUUUUGUGAGUGGAGUGGAAAAAGACUUGAAGUUCAUAUAUAAACCGUCUGUUUUAUUAA